UGCCGCUCGCUGCCUCGCGUUCCAGCUCCAGCAGUGAGAUGGAAACAAAGUCAACCAGAGCACCACCACCAUUCCAUCCGCCACACAUGGAGCAGCACGGCGUCCACGGCUUCUACCUGUACAGCGACUACGCCGCCGCCGCCGCGACGUCGUCGUCGUCGUCGUCCUCCUCCUCCGACUCGCUCCCGUUCGGCACGGGCUGCUGCGGCGACGAGGUGCCCGAGCCCGCCGUGUCCGGCUACUGGCGGCGCCGAGCGGAUGCUGCCGAGGUCUCGGCCGCGGGGGCAUUCAUCGGGGUGCGGAGGCGGCCGUGGGGGAGGUUCGCGGCGGAGAUCCGGGACUCCACGCGGAACGGCGCGCGGGUGUGGCUCGGCACCUUCGACAGCGCCGAGGCCGCCGCGAUGGCCUACGACCAGGCGGCGCUGUCCGCGCGGGGGCCCGGGGCCGCGCUCAACUUCCCCGUCGAGCGCGUGCAGGAGUCGCUCCGCGCGCUCGCGCUGGGCGGCGGCGGCGCCUCCGGCGCCGGCGCCGCCGCCUCCGCGGCGGGGUCGCCCGUGCUGGCGCUCAAGUCGCGGCACUCCAAGAGGAAGCGCCGGAAGAAGUCCGAGAUCGCGGCGGCGGCGGCGGCGGCGGCUGCGAACGGCGCGGUGGCGCCGGGCAGGAGCAGGAGCAGGAGCAGGAGCGCCGCGGCGGCGGCCGAGCAGCAGCGGUUCGUCGUGGAGCUGGAGGACCUCGGCGCCGACUACCUGGAGGAGCUCCUCAGGAUCUCCGAGAGCUAAGUAGUGAUCGCUUAGCUCGAUGAUGCCUGUGCAAAAUUCCAACUUCCAAGGUAGUAGCUGGCUUCUUGCUUGGGGGGUCAAUGCAAUGCCCAAGCCUCCUUGGAUGGUAUUUGCGACACUGAGGGCCAUCUCAUUUCAAAAGUUUUGUGAUUUAGUGCGAAUUUGAACUAAAUCCCAAAACUUUUGGACAAAAUUAAGACCUCCAAUCGGAACAAAAAAGAAAAGAAACUUGUGAGUUCACUUUGAGCACCUCUUGGAAUGAAUCCAAUGUGCACUCAGAUCGGAGCCUGCUAUUUUGCUACCAUAUGCAGAAACUUGUUGUACAGUAGCCACUUCCAUACAAGUGACAAGUGAGCAAUUUGAUGACCACUUUCUACUGUAGCUCAUCAGGGGGGUUGCAUGUUCUGUGAACUGGGGACUGCACUGGGAUUGGCCCGUAUAUGCCACCCUAGAUGCAUGCAUCUCCCUGCUUUCUGCAUGGAUUAGACAAUAAUCCAGCCAUCUGUGGAAUAUACAAAAAAAAAAGUUGCCCAGCUUUUCACUGGCAUGUCACUCUA
This is a messenger RNA of Panicum hallii, 1336 nucleotides long. Its product is annotated as ethylene-responsive transcription factor ERF094-like. The coding region runs from base 39 to 779 and encodes 246 amino acids. Gene Ontology annotation, molecular function: DNA-binding transcription factor activity; DNA binding. The transcript has 2 exons. The record is from RefSeq and is a predicted model, not a curated record. Gene Ontology annotation, biological process: ethylene-activated signaling pathway; regulation of DNA-templated transcription. NCBI's taxonomy places the organism in Eukaryota, Viridiplantae, Streptophyta, Magnoliopsida, Poales, Poaceae.